Molecule: messenger RNA, 1913 nt
Organism: Callorhinchus milii (elephant shark)
Lineage: Eukaryota; Metazoa; Chordata; Chondrichthyes; Chimaeriformes; Callorhinchidae
Product: clathrin heavy chain linker domain-containing protein 1
Exons: 11
Coding region: 22-1839 (605 amino acids)
Source: RefSeq, a predicted model, not a curated record
CUUGUUACCGAUGUCGGAGCGAUGUCGAGCGAGCGCGAGUCGAGCCCCAGCCCCAGCCCCAGGGAGGGUGUGAGCGGCCCUCAGCCUCAGCCUCAGCUCCCCGUCCUCUCCCCAAACGACCAGAAGCUGCUCUCCCGCCUGAGGGAGCACAUCCGCAGCGAAAUAGAAAUCCUGGGCUGCCCAGAGCAGGGACCCGACGAACAACGUUACAUCCUCUACAAAAGUGUAUUCGAGAAGGUCAUCGAGAAUACAAAAGAAUACAAAAACAUCCUCACGUCCAUCAAGAAGGAGUAUGACGACUGCAUCCAUGCCAUCCAAAAAGGGAAAAAAGAUGCCCUGUUUCUAAAAAGAAAGCUGAAAUCAAUGGCCUUCGAACCAACGACUCUUAUGUCCUACAAGAAGAGAGCCGAUCUGCUCCGACACAAAAUUGAUCUUAUUGAACGUAACACUGCUGUAAUAGAAGCUCAGUUGGAGAAGAAUAAACAUUCAGAACAAAUUGAAGAAGAAGCUGUAGAAGAGGUAUCGGCACCUGAAGAAGAUAGCAGUCUCACUCAGCAAAUCAAAGGCCUUUCAUUCCACGACUCUUCAAAUAUGACGGCUCUAUGUGCAUACCAACAAAAACUGGAAAAGAUACUCGAAAGUCGAAAAGAUGCAAAAGAAACUAAGUUUGUGUCAGCCAGUGUUCAUGCUAAGAUGGCUCAGGAAAUGACUGAAAAAGUACAAAUAUGGGAAAAGCUGUCUGACGAGAAUGGACAACUACAAAUCAGAUACAAGAAAAUGAAAAUGCUAGCAGAUGCUGUCACUGACUGGGAGAAAUCGGAUCAAAAAGUUACAGUUACCGAGUUCAUUUCACCAUUGUUAAAAACGAUAGACAAGCUAAGAGAGGAUGACCAUCCCUGGCCAAUGGUAUUUGUUGACGACGAUCCUAACAGGUUUAGAGAACUUCAGCUCUUACUGAACUAUAUUGAAAAAUUUGAUGAACUCUUCUUGGCUAAGAAGUAUGAAGAAGCUGCAAUACAUGUUGCAAACAGUCCCAAAAGGAUUCUUCAUAAUAUAAAAACCAUGGAAAGGUUUAAGGCUGUCACUGACUAUGAAGGAAAAGUUCCUCCUCUGCUGCUCUUCUUUGAGGCUGUAAUGAGCUCAGGUCCCAGUGGCAAACGUCCCCCUAAUUCAGUGAUAUCUCUGGAGGGAGUGCAAUGUGCAUUGAAUGAAAAUAAAUUGGAUCUAGUCAUACACUGGGUCACAAGGCACAGAUUAACAUACAGUGAAGCUUUGGGAGAAGAGAUUUGUCAGUAUGGAGAUAUGCAGCCUCAGACUCUAGAUACAUGCCUGGCCCUGGCUCAAACUGUUUUCCUUCACUGUGCUGUACAUAAAAAGGUAGCUCUCACCAUGUGCAAGCGAGGACAGAGUUCUGCGGCACUGAGCUACAUUUCUGACUGUGAUAGCUUCACUUUAAAUGAUUCUUUGUUCUUGUUGAACGAGUUUCCAAAUGUUGAACUGAUUCGCAAUCUGGUCUAUAAUUGGAAGGGAAAGCCAGCAACUCUCUCAAUGGACCUUGUUAUUCUGUCCCUCAUAUCAAACGAAAAUAAGGAAUUUGCAUUCCAAAUUCUGAAAGACCUAGAUGAUCGUGGUCCAAAUGUUUUGGCAGAGACCAUCCUUAGAGAUGUCAACAGUGGCCUGGGUAACUGGAAGGAGAUUGCAGACGAGUGCAUGGCUGAACAUUUCACCAAAAUGGGUCAGAACAUCAUCACUGUGCUGUUGGAGCAAGAUGGAGGAACAGUCGUACAAAUGUCGGAUGACGCGGAUGACUCGACGUUAAUGGAUCAUGUUCUCCUGUAGAUCUUUCAUUGCAAGUUGAAAGAGGUUAUUGUCUUCUAACAUAUAAGGCACUAUAAAAAUGAAAGUUCUUUCUA